Nelumbo nucifera (sacred lotus) is the source of this 894-nucleotide messenger RNA. NCBI's taxonomy places the organism in Eukaryota, Viridiplantae, Streptophyta, Magnoliopsida, Proteales, Nelumbonaceae. The record is from RefSeq and is a predicted model, not a curated record.
AUGUUUUACCAAUACAGUGGCCGGAACCAAAGACCCAGAGGGCUCAAGGUCAAUCAGGCUUUUCAGGUUGCCCUGGUUUUGGCAGUUUGCAUUUGGUUGUUCUAUCAGAUAAUAUACUCGCAAGACAAGAGGGAAGAGUAUGAUGGAAGUGUAAAAGAGAACCUCAGCAGUGAUCAUAAAAGGAUAAUUUUGGGGAGUAAAGGGAAUUCUGGGCCUAGUAGUGAUGGAGUUCAGAUAGAUUCUGGUGAUGGAAAUCCCACUGGAGAAGAUGAAAAGAAAGAUGGUGGGGGUGGAGAUGAUGAGUUGGAUGAGAACGAUGAAGAAGAGUCUCCCCACAAAAGAAAUGAAGGUUCACAAGAAAGCAUCACUAAUCAUGACAAGAAAGGCGAUCAAGAGAACCCAGAAGCACAAUAUAAGGAUCCACAGGACAUUGAAGAUAAUGUAAGUGAUACUCAAGUAAGAGAUGGAGAUGAAGGAGUGGGUUCAGGCAAGGAAAAUGAUGAAGAUGGGGACUCUAAAGAGAGUGCAGAGGAAGUUGCACCACAUGGGAUCAAUGGAUUUCAUGAUGAAAAUGGGGUUCCAGAAAAUGGCCAUGAGCUCCGAAAUGCCAAUGAAAGCCCAAGUCCAAUAGCUGAGGGGUUUGGCAAUGAAGAAAAUAACAUAGAGAUGCCAACAGAAAAUAUGGUUGUGGAAAGAGAGGCAUUUAGAUCUCAAACAACCAGCAAAAAUGAUGAGAUGGAAACUCUAAGUAAUAGCACUGCAGAAGGCAGAGAAAGUCACCCCACUGCUGAAGGAGAAAAUCAUAAUGUACUAUUUGAACAUGAAUUUAGCACAUUGGAUGUGAGAGGACCUUCAAACAAUACACAAGAUGCUGGUGUAGUUUCAGAGGAUUGA